Molecule: messenger RNA, 1306 nt
Organism: Galendromus occidentalis (western predatory mite)
Lineage: Eukaryota; Metazoa; Arthropoda; Arachnida; Mesostigmata; Phytoseiidae
Product: 23 kDa integral membrane protein
Exons: 5
Coding region: 267-1001 (244 amino acids)
Cellular component (GO): plasma membrane
Source: RefSeq, a predicted model, not a curated record
AACUGGCAGCGUAAGCAAGGGUUCAAUAGUCUAUCCGUGACGGCUCGUUCGGUCGAGGAAACGCUGGCAGAGAGUUACACCCUCUCUACACGCCAACGUUAUUAUCAAGCCGACUAUUGUACUCCCGACAGGCGGGCUCAUACUUGAGUCACGGCUAAAUUUGAACUAGACCAACUAAGGGAGCGAGCACAAAGUGAAAGCCGUGAGUGCGCGAACGCGUUCGCAUGUGAGCGUGGUUCGCUUCGGCGGUAAAUCAAGCUUCCAAAAUGACUUGGCAGGGGGAGCGGAUGCCCCCUCCGAAUCGUUGCGAGAGGUUUUCUCGCUAUGCCCUGAUUUGUUGCAACGUUCUGUCAUGGCUCUUCGGUCUCGCAAUGAUGAUUUUGUGCCUUUUCAUCGUAUACGACAAGGGACUCGUCGAAGUCCGUGAGAACCUACGGCUGUUCGGCAGUUAUAAAGUCGGUCUGGUGAUAGCCAUAUGCAUUGCCAUCGGAGUCUGCCUGGUCAGCCUCUUAGGUUGCUGUGUUACAUGGCAUCGCUCAUCGAAAGGAUUGAUCAUCUACAGCGCUCUUUGCAUUCUGUUCGUGAUCGGAGAAAUAAUUGUGAUGGUUUUGGUUUUCAAAUACACGUCGAGCAACAAGCUGGAUGAGAUACUCUCGCGCGAGUUCCAGAGCGCCAUCAACCGGAUGAAGCUCGACAAGAAGCAGGCGACCCAUUUCAUGGAUACGAUACAAGAGAAUUUGCAGUGCUGUGGAGGAUUCUCCUUCGAGGACUACACCCAGCAGGAAAUGGAUCUCCCGCCGAGUUGCUACUUUGGAGACGCGAGUGUUUACGAUGUCGGUUGCGGGAAAAUGUUGAUGCGGCAUCUGAACGCAAACGGUCUUGCCGUGGGCCUCAUAGCCGUCUCAAUUUUACUACUGCAGCUUGGGCUCAUCGUGUGUUCAUGGUCGAUUUUCUUCAACAAACGAGAACUCCGGAGACGAAUCGCUGCAUCAAAGGUUUGAAUUGUCUCUCCGCGGGCUUCGGAACGGGACUCGGUGACGUGUAAAGUAGUCAUACGCUGCGUCCGAAGAAUAUUUCCCGGCACCUGUUCGGGUGGGUCGUCCCCACCGCUUGUUGUACAAAUGUCUGUCUAGCUGCAUUCAGGAGAUUUGGAAAUGGGGGAACCGCUGGCUCGGUUGGGGAUCCGGCAACUUCUCAGGGAGUCUCUAUUUAGUCGGCCUCCAGGCGAAUUAAUAGUUGAUUUCGAUUAAAUAAGCUAGUCAUUUAUAUUACUGUGGAUGAAUAAAGAUCGUCGAUCGAUUCCAUA